AUGUCCAGAAGAGUCGCGGACAGCGAGGUUAUCGUUCCCACGAGUGAGCAGGUGUUGGAAAGACUCGCGCACGGCAAGCUUAUUGUUCCUAACUGUAGUGAACAGCUGUUUGAAGAAAUCGCUCACGCAAAACCUUACCUUCGAAUGAACCUUAUCGAAGGCCAACUAGAAUCAAUGCCGUUCUCAAGGAAACGAAUGAAAAAAUAUUGUUUAGAUGCAAAAGAAUUUGAUAUCAUCGGACAACUUUAUGUAUGGUGUCGUGCCAACAAGAACCUGGUUGGACAGGGUGGUGCUUCCCAGGGUGCUUUUAGAGUGCCUAACAGCAGGGGUGGCUUUAACAUUUUAGGUCCUGAUGCAUCUGUUAUUCUUAGUCCCAGAUGGAACGCUUUCCUAGCUAACCAACCACCCAGACGACCCGGAGAACCAAAUUAUCCGGAAGUAACACCUAAUUUUAUUAUAGAAAUAAGGUCCGAAAGUGAUACGGCCUUAGAUGUUGACCGAAAGAUGAAUCUGUGGAUGAGGGGAGGAGCCGAGGGAAGAAGGGAUAUCGAUCGAUCCUUUUACAAAUAUAAUAAGGGUCUAUACCUUGGAUGUCAACACCAAUACUAUCAUUUGUCAAGAGAUUCUGAAUUGUACCUCGGCUACACAGAUUCCUUCACAACUUCUUCCCGGAUUUGUGUUGAGUAUGCAAUACGUCCUCUGAUG
Messenger RNA from Paraglomus occultum, 705 nucleotides. The record is from the annotation of a GenBank genome assembly. Lineage: Eukaryota; Fungi; Glomeromycota; Glomeromycetes; Paraglomerales; Paraglomeraceae.